Messenger RNA from Peronospora farinosa, 240 nucleotides. The record is from the annotation of a GenBank genome assembly. Lineage: Eukaryota; Oomycota; Peronosporomycetes; Peronosporales; Peronosporaceae.
AUGCAGAACGAAGCUGGUGAAUCGAUUGAUAUUUACAUCCCCCGCAAAUGUUCGUGGACCAACCGUAUUCUUGCAGCCAAGGACAAUGCAUCGGUGCAGAUCAAUGUCGGUCGCGUGAAUGCUGAUGGCGUCUUCACGGGCGAGUCGGACACCUUUGCUCUGGCUGGAUACAUUCGUCACCACGGUGAGGGUGACAUUGCCCUGACCGAGCUGGUCUCACAGGCGGAUGCCAAGAACUAA